Molecule: messenger RNA, 1377 nt
Organism: Pterocles gutturalis (yellow-throated sandgrouse)
Lineage: Eukaryota; Metazoa; Chordata; Aves; Pterocliformes; Pteroclidae
Product: zinc finger protein OZF-like
Exons: 1
Biological process (GO): regulation of immune system process; regulation of cytokine production; negative regulation of transcription by RNA polymerase II
Source: RefSeq, a predicted model, not a curated record
AUGGGUGACACACAGAAGGGCAAGCUUCAUCAAGAAAGUCCUGUGAGAGCUGAACUGCAUCUGUUCCCCAGAAAGCUCACAGGAGAUACCUUCCAGGAUGCCGAUCAAAGACAGGACAGCAAGCAGGAGCUGGAGACAGAAAGUGAGGUGGAGACAUCUUUUGGAAAGAGACGGGGAAUGGUAAGUCCCUGUCGGAUGGAAGUCUGGGAGUGCGAGGACAGUGGCAGAGCCCACAUCAGCAAGGUUAUCCUUGCUGGGGACAGGCCAGACCCACCCGUGUGUAGGAACGGUGCCAUUUGGAUUCAGCACGUAGGAGAGAAAACCUAUGAGUGUCCUGAGUGUGGGAAGAGCUUCAGCCGGAGCUCGUACCUGAGCCAGCACCAGAGGAUCCACUUGGCAGAGAAGCCCUUCAGCUGCUCUGAAUGUGGGAAGAGUUUCACCCGCAACUCAGACCUGAUCAAACACCAACGGAUCCACACCGGCGAGAAGCCCUACCAGUGCAAUGAGUGCGAGAAGACCUUCAGCCAGAGGUCCAACGUGAUCAGGCACCAGCGGACCCACACGGGAGAGAGACACUACCACUGCAACGACUGUGGGAAGAGCUUCAGCCAGAACUCACAUCUCAUUGUCCACCAGCGAAGCCACAAGGGUGAGAAACCCUUUAAUUGCCCCCGGUGUGAAAAAAGCUUCAGUGACCGCUCGUCCUUACUCAUACACCGGAGAGUCCACACUGGAGAGAAGCCCCACAAAUGCCAGGACUGUGGGAAGCGUUUCCGGGACAGCUCGGCCAUCAUUCGGCAUCAGAGGAUCCACACAGGAGAGAAACCAUACGAGUGCACCGAAUGCGGGAAGACCUUCCGGCAGAGCUCCUCGCUGGUGACCCACAUGCGAACGCACACAGGCGAGAAGCCCUACAAGUGCCCCGUGUGUGGGAAGGGCUUUAGCCAGAGCUCAGCACUCACCACUCAUCGCCGGAUCCACGGGGGGAAGGCCUUGCCCAUGUACCACGGUGGCCUCCUGCCCAACCCCUACCAGUGCACUGAGUGUGGCCGGAGGUGCAGCAACCACUCCACUCUGGCCAAGCACCAGACUACGCAUGCCGAGGAACGGCCCUACAUCUGUGUGGAGUGCGGGGACAGCUUCCAUCGAGGCUCGGCUCUCAACGUGCACCUGAGGAUCCACCGCGGGGAGAGACCCUACAAGUGUGAGGAGUGUGGAAAAACAUUCAGGCACAGCUCAGCCCUUGGUGCCCACGUGAGGAUCCACGCAGGAGCCAAGCCCUACGAGUGCAGCGAGUGUGGGAAAAGCUUCCGGAAAAGCUCGACGCUUAAAGUGCAUUUGAAAAUCCAUGCUGCCAAGAAACCUUAUAAAUGUACG